AUGGGAUUCUUUAGAGUUACAAUUCUCUUGGUUGUCCUCUUUUCUUUUGCUUUUCAUGCUUUUGCUGAUGACAAUUCAACUCCUUCCCUGGUUGUCAAUGCUCAAUUUGGAAGGAAAAUUCCAGAAACAUUUUUUGGAGUAUUUUUUGAGGAGAUUAACCAUGCUGGAUCUGGAGGAUUAUGGUCUGAGCUUGUUAAUAACCGAGGUUUUGAAGCUGGGGGUACUCAAGUUCCCUCAAACAUAUUCCCAUGGUCGGUUAUUGGAGAUGAAUCAACUAUAAGGGUUGCAACAGAGCGUUCCUCUCCUUUUCCGCGCAAUGAAAUUGCCGCAAGAUUGGAUAUCAUCAAAGAUUCCUCAAUUGGAGUUGGUCUUUCUAAUCCUGGGUUUUGGGGCAUGAAUAUUGAGGAGGGAAAGAAAUAUAAGGUAGCUUUUUAUGUGCGAGCACCAAAACCAGUUGAUUUGAAAAUUGCGUUCGUGGGAGCAGAUGGAAAAGAAUUGGCUUCUACUAACAUUAGAAACCAUCUCCCAAAGUGGAAAAAGAUAGAGCUGCUUCUUGAGUCUAAAGCAUCAGACUUUAACUCAAGCCUCCAAAUAACAACUACCAAACAAGGGACUUUUUGGUUGGAUCAAGUUUCUGCUAUGCCUCUAGAUACACACAAGGGGCAUGGUUUUCGGAAGGAUCUUUUUCAAAUGGUUGCAGAUUUAAAACCAAGAUUUCUUAGAUUUCCUGGUGGUACCUACAUUGAAGGAGAUAGGUUGAGAAAUGCAUUUAGAUGGAAAGAUAGUGUUGGACCAUGGGAGAAAAGACCUGGUCACUUUAAUGAUAUAUGGGGUUAUUGGACUGAUGAUGGCUUUGGAUAUUUAGAAUUUCUUCAACUUGCAGAGGAUCUUAAUGCACUCCCAAUUUGGGUAUUUAACAUUGGUAUUAGUCAUCGUUAUGAUCAAGUCAAUACAUCCAACAUUGGUCCUUUUGUGCAAGAAGCUUUAGAUGGAAUUGAGUUUGCAAGAGGUCCAGUCACAUCAAAAUGGGGCAAAUUAAGAGCUAAACUUGGACAUCCCAAACCCUUUGAUCUACGAUAUGUUGCUAUUGGAAAUGAAGAUUGUGAUAAGUCUAACUAUGUUGGAAACUACCUCAAGUUCUAUGAUGCUAUCAAACAUCACUACCCCGAUAUGAAAACCAUCACAAAUUGUGAUGCUACUCAAAGUCCAUUGGGGAUGCCUGCUGAUUUUUAUGACUAUCAUAAAUACACAUCUUCCAAGGAUAUUUUCUCAUUAUACAACUGGUUUGACCAUCAAAAUCGUACUGGUGCAAAAGCUUUUGUUAGUGAGUAUGCUGUUUGGCAAGGUGACGCGGGAAAUGGAACACUUUUAUCAGCAUUAGGUGAAGCUGGAUUUCUAAUGGGUUUAGAAAAGAAUAGUGAUCUAGUCGAAAUGGUUUGUUAUGCACCACUUUUUCUGAAUACAAAUGAUAAAGGUUGGUUGCCUGAUGCGAUAGUAUUUGACUCUCAUCGACAUUAUGGAAUUCCAAGCUACUGGUUGCAACACCUAUUUACCACAUCAAGUGGAGCUACAUAUUUAGAUUCAAAACUUGAUGCUCCAGCCACACUAAUUGCGACUGCAAUUAAGUGGCAAAAUCAAGAGACUAAGAACAGUUAUUUAAGAAUCAAGGUGGUAAACUUCAACAAUAACUCAACAAGUUUUAAGAUGACAAUAAAUGGUUUGGAUGGAAAUGUGGAUUUUAGUGGUGCAACAAAGACAGUACUCACAUCCAAGAGCGUAUGGGAUGUGAAUAGUUUUGAUGAGCCUAGAAAGAUUGUACCUACACAGAGCCCACUUGAUGAUCCAAGCAGAGAAAUGCUGGUCACAAUCCCAGCAAAUUCAGUCACAGCAUUUGAUUUUCCUCUUUCUUAG
Messenger RNA from Neltuma alba, 1911 nucleotides. Its product is annotated as alpha-L-arabinofuranosidase 1-like. Gene Ontology annotation, molecular function: alpha-L-arabinofuranosidase activity. Lineage: Eukaryota; Viridiplantae; Streptophyta; Magnoliopsida; Fabales; Fabaceae. Bases 1 to 1911 code for a protein of 636 amino acids. The record is from RefSeq and is a predicted model, not a curated record. Gene Ontology annotation, biological process: L-arabinose metabolic process. The transcript has 13 exons.